Molecule: messenger RNA, 2146 nt
Organism: Hippopotamus amphibius kiboko
Lineage: Eukaryota; Metazoa; Chordata; Mammalia; Artiodactyla; Hippopotamidae
Gene: ANKRD54
Product: ankyrin repeat domain 54
Exons: 8
Coding region: 125-1024 (299 amino acids)
Biological process (GO): regulation of intracellular signal transduction; regulation of protein kinase activity
Cellular component (GO): cytoplasm; nucleus
Molecular function (GO): protein kinase regulator activity; protein binding
Source: RefSeq, a predicted model, not a curated record
CCGUGGUUGCAGGCCGGGCCCGCCCUCUCGUCCUCUGACAGCGAGGCUUAGGGCGGAGGGAAGCGGGUCCGUUGGUCCGUCAGGCACGAGGCUCCGGCGGCCUGGCCAGCGCGGAGCCGUUGCCAUGGCAGCCGCUGCCGGGGGCGCGGAAGAUGAGCCGCGCUCGGGCCGCUCGAGCUCCGAUGGCGAGUGCGCGGUGGCGCCAGAGCCGCUGACAGGCCCCGAGGGCCUCUUCUCCUUCGCAGACUUCGGGUCUGCGCUGGGCGGCAGCGCGGGCCUCCCGGGCCGGGCGUCCGGCGGGGCCCAGUCCCCGCUGCGCUACCUCCACGUCCUGUGGCAGCAGGACGCGGAGCCCCGCGACGAGCUGCGCUGUAAGAUCCCCGCCGGCCGGCUGAGGCGCGCCGCCAGGCCCCACCGCCGGCUCGGGCCCACGGGAAAGGAGGUGCACGCUCUGAAGAGGCUGAGGGACUCAGCCAAUGCCAACGAUGUGGAAACAGUGCAGCAGCUGCUGGAAGAUGGCGCAGAUCCCUGUGCAGCUGACGACAAGGGCCGCACAGCCCUACACUUUGCCUCCUGCAACGGCAACGACCAGAUUGUGCAGCUGCUUCUGGACCACGGAGCUGACCCCAAUCAGCGAGAUGGGCUGGGGAACACGCCACUGCACCUGGCGGCCUGCACCAACCACGUCCCUGUCAUCACCACGCUGCUGCGAGGAGGAGCCCGGGUAGAUGCCCUGGACCGAGCGGGCCGCACGCCCCUGCACCUGGCUAAGUCGAAGCUCAACAUCCUGCAGGAAGGCCACUCCCAGUGCCUGGAGGCCGUGCGACUGGAGGUGAAGCAGAUCAUCCAGAUGCUGCGGGAGUACCUGGAGCGCCUGGGGCGGCACGAGCAGCGGGGGCGGCUGGACGAGCUCUGCACGCGCCUCCAGAUGACAAGCACCAAAGAGCAGGUGGAUGAAGUGACCGACCUGCUGGCCAGCUUCACCUCCCUCAGCUUGCAGAUGCAGAACAUGGAGAAGAGGUAGCAAGAGAGGCUCCCUGCCCUCCCACUCCACUGCUCCCCCCACGCCCCACUGCUGUCUCAUUACAAAGGAAAAACCCAGUGCCUGGGACUUCGUCUGCCGAGGCCCUUGCCCCCAUUUGCUGCGAGGCAGAAAUGCUCUCUCACCGACCUCAGAGCCACUCCCAGCUGCAGUCUCCAUCAUCUCUGUGGGCCGGGACCGCGGCCCCUAGCUUCUUCCUUCGGCUCCUGCAGCACUGCAGCCACGCCUCAGCUCUGGCCGAUGCACGCUGUGCUAGUAGGCCUCGCUCAUCCCACGGCCUCCCUGGCACCCUCGGCGAGCCCUGACCCUUCUCUGAGUCCCUUCCUGGCUGUGGGCUUGUUGCAGCCGCCAGGCUUGGGCUUAGUGCAGGCACCCUCUGGCCUAGGGGCUUCUUGGCUGGCCCAGCACUUAGAUUUAGACUGGUCACCAGACUUUCAAGGAAACGUGGCAGCAAGUUUCUCUGGUUGGAAGUGGGGAGGUUGGUGAAGCCUAGACCUUAGAAAUACAAGUUUAGGAAGGACUCGACUGAACCCAAAGCAGAUAAUCCCCAGCCCUUUUUCUCCCAAUCAUUGAAACACCAGGAGGGCGUAGCCAUUCUGCAGCCUAGUUGUAGUAGGCGGAGGAGUGGCCCCCAGGAUGGCCAUGUUCUAAUCCCAGGAACCUGUGAACAUGACCUUAUGUGACAAAAGGGACUUUGCAGCUGUAAUUAAGGGUCAUUAGACAAGGCGAUUGUCCUGGAUUAUCCAGGCGGCCUGAUGUCAUCACACGGAUCCUUACUGGAGGGAAGCAGGAGCGCAGAGAGGAAGUAGGAGAUGUGGUGACGGAAGGGAGAAGCUGGAGUAACGCGAGGAUGGGGUCACAAGCCAAGGAAAGCAGACGGCCUCCGGAAGCUAGAGAAGGGAAAGAGGUGGGUUCUCCCUUCAGGACUUCCAGAAGGAACCAGCCUGCUGACAUCUCGACUUUAGCCCAGUGAAACAGAUUUCAGAUUCUGACUGCCAGAACUGUAAGAGAAUAAAUUUGUGUUGUUUUAAGGCAGUGAAUUUGUGGUAAUUUGUUGCAGUAGCAGAGGGAAAGUAAUAUGCUAGUGAAGGCUCAAAAACUCAC